This is a messenger RNA of Rhinolophus ferrumequinum (greater horseshoe bat), 2522 nucleotides long. It is a transcript of the gene P3H2, whose product is annotated as prolyl 3-hydroxylase 2. Gene Ontology annotation, biological process: collagen metabolic process. Gene Ontology annotation, cellular component: endoplasmic reticulum. The coding region runs from base 193 to 2313 and encodes 706 amino acids. The record is from RefSeq and is a predicted model, not a curated record. Gene Ontology annotation, molecular function: iron ion binding; L-ascorbic acid binding; procollagen-proline 3-dioxygenase activity. NCBI's taxonomy places the organism in Eukaryota, Metazoa, Chordata, Mammalia, Chiroptera, Rhinolophidae. The transcript is spliced from 15 exons.
CCUUUAAGAGCAGUCGGCCGACCCGGCCUUCGCCUCAGUCCUCCGAGCGUCGGCGGUCACCUGGCGCUCGCCCGGCUGCCAGCUUGAGGCGGGAUCGGCGCUCUCGCCCGCCGAGGUGCGAGCAGGGGCCGGACGCCAGGUGCCGGGAGCGGUUCGGGAGCGUGGCGGUCCCGCGCCUCUCUGCGGCGGAGGAUGCGGGAGCGCGUUCGGGUGCCUCUGCCGCUGCUGCUGCCGCUGCUGCUGCUACCGCCGCCGCUGUGGGGUGGCCCCCCGGGCAGCCCGCGCUCGGAGCUGGAGCCCGAGCCGGGGCCUCUGCAGCCCUUCGAUCUGCUCUACGCCAGCGGCGUGGCCGCCUACUAUAGCGAGGACUACGAGCUGGCCGUGCGCGACUUGGAAGCGUCGCUCCGCAGCCACCGGCGCCUGCGGGAGAUCCGCGCGCGGUGCGCCCGCCACUGCGCCGCGCGCCGCCCGCUCGCGCCCCCCGGGGUCGGCCCCGGAGCCGAGCUGCCCUUCUUUCGCGCCUUGCUGCAGCGGGCGCGCUGUUACCGCAGCUGCGAGACCCAGCGCCUCGGGGGACCCGCAUCCCGCCACCGAGUCAGCGAGGAUGUGCGCAGCGACUUCCAACGCCGAGUGCCCUACAACUACCUGCAGCGAGCCUACAUCAAGCUUAACCAGCUGGAAAAGGCAGUAGAAGCAGCCCACACAUUUUUCAUGGCCAACCCUGAGCACAUGGAAAUGCAGCAGAACAUUGAGAAUUACAGAACGAUGGCUGGCGUCGAAACAUUCCAAUUGGUAGAUCGAGAAGCCAAACCACACCUGGAGAGUUACAGUGCUGGAGUUAAACAUUAUGAGGUCGAUGACUUUGAGCUGGCUAUCAAGUACUUUGAACAAGCUUUACGAGAAUAUUUCAGUGAAGAUACGGAGUGCCGCGCACUGUGUGAGGGGCCUCAGAGAUUCGAAGAAUAUGAGUACUUAGGGUAUAAAGCUGGUCUCUAUGAAGCCAUUGCAGAUCAUUACAUGCAGGUGCUGGUUUGUCAGCAUGAAUGUGUGAGGGAACUUGCCACCCGCCCUGGCCGCCUCUCACCGAUUGAGAAUUUUCUUCCCCUGCAUUAUGACUACCUACAGUUUGCCUAUUAUCGAGUUGGUGAAUAUGUAAAAGCCUUAGAGUGUGCCAAGGCCUAUCUUCUACUCCAUCCCGAUGAUGAGGACGUCCUAGACAAUGUGGAUUACUAUGAGAGUCUGUUGGAUGACAGCAUUGACCUGGCAUCUAUCGAGGCCAGAGAGGACUUGACAAUGUUUGUGAAGCGUCAUAAACUGGAAUCAGAACUAAUAAAAUCAGCUGCAGAGGGUCUGGGGUUUUCAUAUACUGAACCGAAUUAUUGGAUCCGAUAUGGAGGACGGCAGGAUGAGAAUCGCAUCCCUUCAGGAGUGAACCUGGAGGGGACAGAAAUUCACGGCUUGUCAGUGGGGAAAAAAUCAUCACCCAAGAUAGACCGGGACCUAAGAGAGGGUGGCCCUCUGCUCUAUGAGAACAUCACAUUCGUCUAUAACUCGGAGCAGCUGAACGGGACUCAGCGGGUUCUCCUGGAUAACGUCCUGUCCGAAGAACAGUGCCGGGAGCUCCACAGUGUGGCCAGUGGAAUCAUGCUUGUUGGUGAUGGAUACAGAGGAAAAACUUCACCCCAUACACCCAAUGAAAAGUUUGAAGGCGCCACUGUUCUGAAAGCUCUCAAAUUUGGUUACGAAGGCCGAGUCCCACUGAAGAGUGCCCGUCUGUUUUAUGACAUCAGCGAGAAGGCUCGGAAGAUUGUAGAAUCGUAUUUCAUGCUGAAUUCAACCCUGUAUUUUUCCUAUACACACUUGGUCUGCCGAACAGCCCUGUCUGGUCAACAGGAUAGAAGAAAUGACCUCAGUCAUCCCAUCCAUGCUGACAACUGCCUGUUGGAUCCAGAGGCCAAUGAGUGCUGGAAGGAGCCUCCUGCUUACACAUUCCGAGACUAUAGUGCUCUCCUAUAUAUGAAUGACGACUUUGAAGGAGGAGAAUUCAUAUUCACUGAGAUGGAUGCCAAAACUGUGACUGCCUCUAUAAAACCAAAGUGUGGGCGUAUGAUCAGCUUCUCAUCUGGAGGAGAGAACCCACAUGGGGUGAAGGCAGUCACCAAGGGUCAGAGGUGUGCUGUGGCUCUUUGGUUCACGUUGGACCCUCUUUAUAGAGAAUUGGAGCGAAUACAGGCCGAUGAAGUUAUCGCCAUCCUGGAUCAAGAACAGAAAGGGAAGCAUGGACUGAAUAUCAAUCCAAAAGAUGAGCUAUAAAAAAUUGAGAGAGAAUGUUCUAUGAGAUAUUUAUUUAAAUUGUUAAUCUUAUGAGAACCUUUUUAUUUUUGUACAGAGCCGUGGUAUAACUUAACAGGUUGAUAUGAGUCACCUGAUCUCCCUUCUGUUCCUAAGGAUGUCUGCUUUGCCUCACUCAGUCUUGUCUGUCUGUCUUGGUUUAUUAUCAGUUCAUCUCUCAAAGCUCAGUC